Triticum turgidum subsp. durum (durum wheat) is the source of this 1209-nucleotide messenger RNA. The record is from the annotation of a GenBank genome assembly. NCBI's taxonomy places the organism in Eukaryota, Viridiplantae, Streptophyta, Magnoliopsida, Poales, Poaceae.
AUGAGCUCCCCGCCGGCGACGACCGUGGCCGAGGCCGCAACAGCAGGAGCCACGCCUCUCAUCGGCGGCCUCCCAGAUGAGGUCGUCAUCUGGGAGAUCCUCGUCCGCCUCGACCCCAAAUCCCUCCUCCGCUGCCGCGCCGUCCGCCGCUCCUGGCGCCGCGCCACCUCCGCCCGCGGCUUCCUCCUCGCCCACCACGCCCGCCAGCCCGCCCACCCCGUCCUCUACGGUUACAGCUGCGUCGGGAACGACGUCAUGUCGUUAUCCAUCAUCCCCUUGGACCACCGGUCAGGGCUCGCCGCCGACGACCAGCUCCAGCCCGUCGCGCGGCUUGGCCACGCCCUCGUCCGUCCGGAGGCCUCCUGCGACGGCCUCCUCGUCCUCUCCAUCCUCGGCACCUACUUCGCCAUCUGCAACCCCACAACUCGUCAGUAUGCUCCCCUCCGUAUGAUUUCUGAGUUCAGCAUAUUGGGGAUGUACCCUCACCGGCCUACUGGCGAGUACAGAUUACUCAUGCACUCUUCGAAAACCGCGAAGCAGGCCUCGUCUGUUCUUUUUGGCCCCUGCACCAGACCGUCACCUGAAAAUCAAGUUGGCUGCUACGUCCUAGCACUCGGCUCUGGUCAGCUGCUGAGGUACAUUGAGUGUGCGGACGCCAAGGAACUGAAAUUGAGCAAUAAUUCUGUGCUAUUCCGUGGUUGCUUACAUUGGUACCCAGUGCGACAUGGAAGUGGCAACAUCAUGAUAAUGGUGUUCGACACCACAGCCGAGUCGUUCCGGCUGAUGCGCGCUCCGGUUUUUCCUGGCGGCUGUGAUGACCUGUUUGAGAUGGAUGGCAUGCUCGGCAUGUCCAGCUCUAAUAAGGCAAAGACAAUCAUUCGAAUCUGGGUGCUGCGGGAUUAUGAAAGCGAGGACUGGAUCUUAAAGUGCAAGAUUAAAUUGCCGGUUAUGGAGAUCAGGGUGCCGUGGGACAGUCACGACCAUGAAAUUUUUUGGGACGUGGUGGUCGUGCCUGGAGAUGGUGAGUUGCUUGUGUUGGUCAAAUAUGUGGGACGGCUACUUCAGGUUGACAUGGAUGGCAAGUUGGUCACCACUUUCCACCACAAAGGCGUCCGUCCUACUCAAUUACAGCUCAAACAAAGUCUUGUUCGGCAUGCCUUCUUUCCAUCACUAGAGGGUUAUGUUGUGAACAAUUGGCCGUUCAUCUGA